AGCUCCUCUUUCAACAACAAAAAAAGCUUCUGUUCUUGCUUUGGGGGAAUGUAUCACCUGACUUAAAAACUGUUCUAAAUAAAUAAUUUGUUUCGUCACACUGUCCACAAAUACUCUUGCAAAAUAGUGGUGGAGUGUUGCAGAAAAAGAGGAACUAGAGAUGGGAGAAGAUUUUCACAUGCAAACAUCUUCACAAUGAGACAACAAUGGAUCUAGACUGUCUUCUCCUCCUCUGCAUCUUCAUGAAUCUCUCAGGGGCUCAAGAUGUCACCACAGUCAGGAAAAUAUCCGUUCAGAAAGGACAGUCUGUCAUAAUUCCUUGUUUAUAUGAACAGAAAUAUGCAUUUUCAUACAAAUACUUGAGUGCUGGAGACAUUUGGUUUUUGAGUAAUGAUAUAAAGUCCUUCGACCAGCGAUAUCAUCACAAAAAGGUAUCGAUCUCUGACGAUUCGUCACGUAACUUCUUCACUGUCCGCUUCGAUGAUGUUCAGGAGUCGGCUCAGUACUGGUGUGCUGUUCAUAUUCCUUCUGGUUUUGAUAAACAUGCAGGCUUCUUCUUGGAUGCCACAGCAGGCCCUCCGAGUCUUUAUGUGAACCGUCAGAACGUGAGCGGAUCUGAGAACGGUAGCGUCACCGUCACCUGCUAUCAUCGUGGGCAAAGAGAUGUGAAAUGGUGUAAGUUUGCAGAUCGCUGCGUGACGGGGAUGUUUGGGACUUUAGACGGAGCCUCGGUUGAGAUCAGAUCUGAUCAGAAACACAUGACUGUGACCAUGAGCGGACUGAAGAAGGAGAACACAGGCUGGUACUGGUGCUCAACAAACGACCAGCAGAUGCCUGUUCAUAUUACUGUACAUCAUACUCAGGCGCUGGUCACCGCAGAGACGGAUCGGAUCACACCCACAGCCCGGAAGAGGACGGCUAUUUUCUUUCUGUUGCCUGUGGUUUUGGAAAUUCUCCUGAUCAUAAUCAUUUACUCAGCACUGAAACUGCUUACAUUUUGCAAAGAAAGAUGCCUGACAUCUGUGAAUGAAGAGGAAAGUCAGUACAUAACGAUGCACAGGAGCCGAUCCUCACCCUCAUAUGGUGGUGCUUCUGGAGAAGGAGCUUAUGAAAUCAUGGCUGAACUCAAGAGAAACACUGAGCUGCCUGCUUCUGGUCAUAAAUCCACCGGCCCAACUUUGGCCAAACAAAGUGAUUUAUCAAAUAUGCCUCAAAGAGAGUCGGAUUAUGUGAACUUCAGACAGACGUGACUUGGCGACAUCAGAACUGCAGAAAUCCUCUGAUUCAUCAGCCGUUCACAGGAGUCUUCCUUAAAUCUCAACCAAGCCUGAGUGAUGUGUUAAAGAGACUGUAUAAAGCAGGCAGGAAUAUCUUUCAUCACUGUUCAAGUCAUUCUAAUAUGCCCUAUAAAGGGUCCUCAUCUGCAGUUCAUGACUCGAGCUUCUGUAAUUACAUAUUCGUUCCUCAAGGGGGCCUCAGAGACAUUUAUCAUGAUUGAUGUAAUGUUGUGUGCCUUCAUGAAUGAGUGUAUUUUCAUUACCAUGACUCAGUUUAACAGUAUUUUGUCAGUUUGUAAAUAGUGGAAUUUUGUGGAAGCCCAUUUCUGCCACAUAAGAAAAAAACAUGCUUUUCUAAAUCAUAACUGUAAGAUAAAAAGUAUGAAAUGAUGGCAUACUAAGUCAUAUUUAUAAGAUGAAAAGCCAAAAUGAUGACAUAAGUCAAAAUUAGGACUUAAAAGGCCAUAAUUGUCACAUAGAAAGUCAUAAUUAUGACAAAGAAAGUCAUAGUUUUUAUCUUAUAAUUUUGACUUUUUAAUUUAAAAUUAUGAUUUAGUGUGUCAUACUAGGGUUCUCAAAUCUACCGACGUCAUGCAAAUCAGGUCCUCGCUUGAAAUCGGGUCUCCCCAAACUGUCAUUCAAUGAUUAUCCUAAGUAAAUACGAAUGAUUUUAAUUUAAAAUACGCAUAGCUUACUAUAUAAUGUGUGCAAAAACACAUUAAUGCAUAAUAAAACUAAUUGAAUGUAAUUUUUUUUACUGUUAAUUAAUAAAUAAUAAUAAUAAUAAUAAUAGCCUAUAGUGAAUAACUGAACAUCAUUAAUUUGUUUUAUUUAUAACUCAAAUAUUUGGAUAUUUAAUAUUUAAUUUAACAUGUAAUUACAUUAAAGAUAAUUGUGAAUAAUUGCUUAUCUGUAUGCUAUGCUUGUAUAUAAGCUAACUAAUACAGACAUAAAUGGUCAUUAUAACAGUAUUUAUCAUAACAUGAUUUUCAGGCGCUAAAAAGAGUACCUAUUAAAAGCAAUUUGGACCAAUGGGAUCGCUUGGGGUCCUAAAGGAGACCCGAUUUCGGUACCCGGUACCAGUUUGUACUAAAAGAAAAAGAAAAAAGUUAACAUUACCAGCUUUUCUGCAGUACAGUAGCAGCAUCAAAGGUUUCUAUUUACAGCAUGUUUUUAGAAGUGUUGAGCCAAUCACAAUCAUCUCUGUUGAGCGCGUGAACGCCGUGGCCAAUCAGAGGUGCUCAGUAGUCAGAAUCCACUCGACACCAUUUUAAAUGCCGUCAAAUAUCAACUCGAUCUCAUGGCAAUUCGUACGUAUUUUAAGAGGUGGCUAAUUCAUAUGAAUUUAUACGACCUCACUCGUACGAAUUCAUCCGUUUUUUGCUAAAUCGUACAUAUUUGACAAAGAAUUCAUACGAAUGACCUACCCCAAACCCCGCCCCUAAACCUACCCGUCACUGACGUUUAGACAAAUCGUACUAAUUAGCCACCUCGUAAAAUACGUAUGAAUUGGUCAUGAGAUAGUGUUGCAAAUACAGUGUUUUGGAUGUAAACGUGAUUUAUCUAUUGCAUGAUUUUGACCCUUUUGGCUUGCCAUAUCUCGUGCAUAUAUUUUUAAAAACAACAAUGGAAAAAAAUGUGAAAAAUCAUAUUAAGUUGAAAUUUUUGAAUUAUGGUUCAGGGCAGCCACCUCCCAAAUGAAAGUACCCAAUAAAUGAUGAUUUUAUAUAUAAAGCUUACUGAUGUUUUAAAUAUUAUUGUGGGAUUCAAUAGAUAAUAAAAGGAUCUUAGUAAACAUUAAAGAUUUGAAUACUUAAAUGCUUUUUAAAUGUGUGGGACAGCAGUUUACACCAAUUCUGUAGAAUGGCCCAUAUAUAACAGUGUGUGUGUUGUUCAUUAUAUCUGCUGAAACAACAGACCAGCUUUGGUUGAUUUAAGAUGCUUUUUGUUUGUUUCAGAAGGUUUAUGACUGAGUCAUGAUAAAUAAUUAAGAAUUUAAUUGAAUUAAUUCUGAGAGCAGCUGCCCUGCAGCAUUCAGUAAUUGUUUCACCAUCUUGAGUGUUUCUCUCACCUUUCUGUUUCUUCAUAAAGCACUGAAUGAUUCAUGCUGUGAUGAGUUAAACUUCUCAUUUUAUGAAGAAAAUGUGGGUGCAGUAAGAAUUUUCCCAUUACUGUGAAUGUCAGAAGCUUUCCUAGUAAUUUCUACCUUUUUGUAAAACAAAUGUGUUUAAUUGGACUGAAUGUGCACUUGUGGUGUACUUCAGAUCUUAAAGUAUAUUUUAAAAACCUGUACUUGCUGAUAAUAUAAUAAAAUAAAAUAAAAGGCCACUUUUUACA
This is a messenger RNA of Megalobrama amblycephala (Wuchang bream), 3614 nucleotides long. Its product is annotated as polymeric immunoglobulin receptor. NCBI's taxonomy places the organism in Eukaryota, Metazoa, Chordata, Actinopteri, Cypriniformes, Xenocyprididae. The transcript is spliced from 9 exons. The record is from RefSeq and is a predicted model, not a curated record. Bases 207 to 1250 code for a protein of 347 amino acids.